AUGCAGUACCACACGACGGUGGUCCUGCCAAGUAUAGAGGUCAGGGGUCUGGAGCGGAAUUCCAGGCCAAGCUCCGUCCGCGAUACCGAUCACCUUCCCUUUCGAGCAUGCCAAGCACCGCUGUUUGAAACGUUGUUGAAGUUCUGCAAAUGCUAUUCUCCUAUUCGCUCGUCUUCUUAA
Messenger RNA from Plenodomus lingam JN3, 180 nucleotides. NCBI's taxonomy places the organism in Eukaryota, Fungi, Ascomycota, Dothideomycetes, Pleosporales, Leptosphaeriaceae. The record is from RefSeq and is a predicted model, not a curated record.